Molecule: messenger RNA, 387 nt
Organism: Lathyrus sativus (Indian pea)
Lineage: Eukaryota; Viridiplantae; Streptophyta; Magnoliopsida; Fabales; Fabaceae
Source: the annotation of a GenBank genome assembly
AUGUUAAUCUUCCCGCGUGAGGGUGAUCAGCGUUCUCGUUCACGAAGCCAACCGAGUUGCUCAUGGGAAGGAGCAUGUGAGGGAGAAGGACCAAACUUCGUCUCUUCGAACGGAGCCCUGGCUUUCUUUUUGAUACUAUGUAACACCUCCUCAUCAACAUACGUUUCCCGAAUAACCAUUCAUUUCAUGAAAAACCUGCGCUUGUUAGCAGCUGAAUCACUCUCUCCUCUCGUAGUGGUCCUUUUCUCAUCCUUAUCGUACGGGACUAAAGCAAGUUGGCUAAGUCGCAUCUUCUGCUUUCUUUGCAUUUUGCAUUUGUCUUUCAAAAACCCCGUUCUUGCUGUUCUUUCAUCAGCAAACUACUGGUGGUCUUUUCUUCAACUAUAA